This is a messenger RNA of Nylanderia fulva, 6859 nucleotides long. RefSeq names its product bridge-like lipid transfer protein family member hobbit (gene hob). NCBI's taxonomy places the organism in Eukaryota, Metazoa, Arthropoda, Insecta, Hymenoptera, Formicidae. The record is from RefSeq and is a predicted model, not a curated record.
ACUAAGAUAAACGUAACCUUAAAUUAUAACCUGAAGAAAACAGCGAUGUGAUAUAAAAGUAUUGAAGUAUUAAUUAAACGAUGUUAUUCGAAGACUUUGAUAUAGAUUUUUAGUUAAAAUAACGAUAUCAUUUUUAAUAGCACGUCAAGAAUAUGACUGGAUUAUUUGCAAUUUGCAUAAUCUUCUUAAUCUUUUAUUGUUUUUUCACCCGGAUAGUACCAAGAUUAUUAGCAUGGAUAGUAAAACGUUGUUAUAAAAUUCAUUUGCAAGUAGGCCACAUUUCUUUGCCUUAUUUUAGACUUCGUGACGUCAAUAUAACUAAAAAUGGUUUUACACUGCAAGUUGAAGAAAUACGCAUACGCAGUAGUUUCUUCAGCAGUGAUGUAGCAAAAUUACUAGCCGUUGUUAUGAAGGAUGUUAGAAUAAAUAGGGAUGUUCACCCAGCUUGUAAGAUAAAACAGUCCGAUGAACUGUUAGAUUUUCGAAAUAAGAAGAUACCUCCAAUAAUAAUCAAAUCUGUACAGUUUAUGGCUGUACAUGUAGAAAAUAUAAGCGUACUAAUUCUUGGAAAUGGCUGGUUGGCUAAUGGAAAUGCAGAAAGCUUGAGCCUGGAUGCCAGCAUCGUACAUGGUGCGUGCACACUUUUAGCAUCCGCCACUAUUGUUGGUGGAACUAUGAAAUUACUGCAACAUGCUUCCGAUGCGUGUCUUUCCCAGGUAACAUUUGCUGGGACAGUUGAAGCUACCUUCAAAGCUCAAGGAGAACUCUCAGUUGAGACAUUAUGCAUCGGAAUAAUUCAGACCGAAGGAUCCGGUGGUGCGGGUCUCGUUCAGUUUUUGAAAGAUAGAAGAACGUUAAAUACUACGACUUAUACAUCUAGUGAUGCAGAUAAUGAUCCUUCUAAUAACUUGAUGACCAGGAUAGCUCCUAUUUUACCCAAAGAUUUUACAUUGAAAAUCGGCAAUUCGUUAAUAAUAGCUGGUAGGGAAGACAGCAAUAUGAUAGGUUUGGAAGGUACUUUGAGGAGUCUUCAAGUUCAUGCAAAAUUUCAAGCUGAUAGAACACGAUUAAACUUUACUGUAAACCUCGACGGUCUGUGCAUACGUGGAAAACUUCCCAUUUUGACCCUACAUUCAAUGUCAAUUGAUACAAAGCUGGAGGAGAAUAUCUCAUUUAUCUCUAUACAACUGAACACUCUUUCGAUAAUGUACGAUCAUAAGGACUGGGAAUCGUUGCUAUAUAUUAAUGAAAAUAAUAUUUCGAAACCUGUCAGCAAUAUAUCGUUCAAGAACAGGUUACCGAAUUUUGAAGUAACGUUAAAUACCGAACUGUAUGAUUCUUCAUUGAAUAUAAAAUUGCCGGAUGUACAAGAGGCAGCUUGCAGCGUCACGCACAUGAAAUUUUCAUUGAAUUUAUCUACAGAGAAAACGGAAAAUUUAAACACAGAAUUAGUCUUGGAGUCUUUAUAUUGUACUUUAAAUGGUGCCAAUGGUAAUAUCUCAGAAACGUCUCAUCAAUGGGGCAGUCCAUUGUCUAUAGGAGUAUUGUUAGCAACAACCCAUAAUAAUGCUAUAGGAAUUGCAGUCGACGCUCUUGUGACAGAAUGGAGUUUGGAACUUGCAAAAUUUCUCGAACAAGCCUACAAGUGCUACAAAAAGUAUGAGCAACCAGUGGCGAAGAAGCAAGUUACAGUAUCUUAUAAUCCUAUCCAGUUGAAUCUGAAAGUAACAAAUUGCAAUUUAUUUUUUAUUGCAGAAAACAAGCUGUCCAUAAUGACGCGUUUAGACAUAGCUACCUUGGAACAAAGCACAAAGCGAUUCGUGGGUGUGGCUGAAGGGAUAAGCGCGAUAACCCUUAACAAGGACGAGCCGAUUAUGUGUCAACACGCGCAGGCUGUGACCCAUCCGUUUUUAGCGAUACGAAAGUGCAAAGCCGCAAUUACAUUCGAUGCGGUAAACAUCAGUCUCGAAGGAACUAAUCUAGCAUGGAGCCCUAAUUUACAUCUUCGUUUAUUGCAAGUCUGGAGGGAGUCUAAAGAUUUCAGGUCUAUCGUCAUGAACGAAAUUAGCGCGACUCGUAUCGAAGAGGUGCAUAGGAAGAAACGCAUUCUGGACUUAUUAGCCACUAAUGGAAUCACGGUUUCUAUCGACAUCUCCACCAAACACUUCCUGAUCCUGAGAUCCGACCAAUUACGCUGGUCGCAAGGCGAGUGGAGGCUCACGUAUAUCCGAGUUACCUUGAACAUCGCUGACGUGAUCAUGAUCGAAGGCUUCGAAUUUGUCAGGGUGCUCGAAAACGAGGAGGUGCGAGCGGAGAGGCAGAGCAACGAGGGCUUUGUCCUGGAUUGGAACGAGUGCUGGGCACUGAACAUUGACUCCAUCAAGAUCUGCUUCCCCUACGAGCACGAGUUCACGAAUGCGAUACAGAACGAGCUGUUUAGCAUCAGGAAGUGGCUGAAGGAGAUCCAUUUCUCGCCGAACGCGCCUAAACAGACAUCCUUGCCUUAUGACCUGAUCAUCAAGAUCAAGGAGUGGACAUUCGAGCUCAGCGACGACCCGUUCGAGGUGCGUUUGCGCGACAAUUACGAAUUACUGGAGGACGAGUAUAAGGAGAGCCUGAAGCGUCAGGCGAUGCUGGACGCGAAGGUGCAGGAGCUCUGUCGCGCGCACCUGUUGCUUCCUCAGGGCAAGGUCGAAGAGCUCUACGCCAGCCUGAACAAGAAGAAUGCCGAGAUCUACGUGCAGAGGUGGAAGCAGAUGCAGCGCGCUGGUCCUGCACGCACUCGAUUGUUUGCCUGGACCAUGCUGGACCUGGAGAUCCUGACCUUGGCCGACCCCUCUAUAAACGACGACGGGGAAAAACAGGUGAGGGCCCUGAAGGAGAUGGAUCCGGAGACGCCCUGGCCCGAGGAUGGCCUGGAGUUCAGCGCGCUGUGGAUUCGCGGGAUUAGCCUGAAGUGCGCGGAGUGGAAGCUCCAGCUUCGCGACUUCCCGCAGCCGUUGCUCCUGGUGGAGGGUCUGAACGUCUGGGGCAGACUGGCCGGGGCGGAGGCCCUCGCGCCGUUGCGGGCCAAAAGAACCGUCAGAAUCGAGAUCGGCGCGCCCUGGGAGGAUAUAGUCGUGGAGCGGGGAAUGACGUCUCUCAAGUAUUAUCACGACUUGAAUUGGGAUAUCGACAAGUUCAGGUACGCUUUCGGGCCGUGCUGGGAGCCGGUGAUAGCCCAGUGUAACCUCAGCUUCGAAAAAAUUCUGCAUCCCUCGAGGGACCCGAGUCCGCCGUUGCCAUUCUGGGACAAGAUGCGCCUGGCCCUUCACGGCAGGCUGACCCUCUGCGUGAAACAGCUGACGGUGUUGCUGCACGGUUCGCUGGAUCCGUACAAUACCACUGAGGAGAUGGAACUCACGUGGACCGGACUGGAGCUCGACUGGACCCAGGGGAAGAUCAUCAUUAAGGGCGACCUCGACGUCUAUGUGCGUACAGCUAGUAAGUAUGACGACUGCCGAUUGCUACACCUGCCCAACGUCAGAUUGGGCAUCAAAUUGGCCUGGGUGUGUCUCGGAGACCCGCGUGACCAUCACGCCGCCGUACCCUGCGCCCCGGAUCGCUUGCCCGAGUACUCGAGCAACCAGGAACACGACUCGUUCAGAGCGUUUCGCUCCCAGAAUCUCAACGUCAGCCUCUCCCUUGAAACCAAACCGACUGGAUCACCUACCCUGGCCAGCGCGCCGACGGCGUUGCUCUACGGUAGCACCCUGAGAUGGUUCGAGAACUUGAAGUUGAUACUCUCGGGUGCGACGAGACCUACGAGGAAAGGUCCUCUGUUCAGGAACAUUAGGCCUAGGAAGAAGCAGCUUAGCAGGCACUACAGGAAGAUCCGGUUGACCUUGGCUUUCCAUCGUUUCCACGUCAACUACUGGAUGUCCUUCGCCAUGCAGCGCGGCUUUGAGGUGACUGGCGGUAGAGUGGCCUGCAGCUCGGAGCACAACCUGGCGCUCCACCCGAUCGACGAUGGGUUGAUCCAUCGGCCGCGAGCCGAGUGGUCUGUCGUCUACAUGAACUGCGAGCUGAGCGACGCUGAGAUCUGGUUGAAGAGCGCGCUGCAGGAAGAUGAAGUGGAGAGCGCCUCGCUACGCCAGCCAGUGGAGAAGUGCUACUGCUUGAGCGUGGCCCGCGUCAGCUACGGCCGGGAGGCGAUGGUCACCGGAGUGAGCGGCGACACACCGAUUCAUCGGCUGGUCGUGCACGACUUGCGGGGCGCCUGGACCAAGACCAACCGGGACGUCGCAUUUGCGCUCUUCGACUCCUUUAUCAAGACCCAGCAGCUGAAGAAGAAUCUGUCCACUGCGGCACUUAAGGGCUUUCACCGGGACAACAGUUCAACGCCACACAAAAACCGCGCCGCCAGCGUCAGGUCUGCUGUGGUCGAUCAGCAGAGCGCGACCACCCAGGUGACGCCGUCUUCCGCCGUAAGCAAGCCGCAGCAGGGCGAGGUGGCGGGGAUGCUGCAGAGAUUGAUAGCGGAGGCGGUGAACAAACCUGUGGCCUUCAGUGAUGAUCUGUCCGUGCAAACCAGGGGACAACAGCUGCGUGGAUUGGCCGCUUGUCAUCAAGAUGACGUCUUGCACAAAAACUGGCUAAUCGCUUUGGUGAACAGUCAGGUGUUAUUGAAGGGCAUCGAGACUCGUGGAUAUGUUAUUCUGUCGGCGGCUAAAGCGGAGAUAUUACAGAGAGUCCAUCAUCCGGUUUGGAAGGAGCGAUCUCUCGUUCCAAAGACAACCUGGGUCGGCUCGUUGGAGUGCAUGCAGUAUUACGCCACCGUCAGCGCGAACAUUGACGACAAUAUCGAUGAUAAUAUUAUGUGGCUGACCUUGGAUAAUAUACAGGAAAAGGAUUCUACCAUCAUAGUAGGCCUGCCGGAUGUCCCAGCUCUGGUGGGAUCCGGCCAGAGCGUCGGCGGCGUGGUGAGCCAAACGGUGGGAGGCGGUGGCGGUCCUCAGCAUCAACUGCAGCGCAUAGUGUCCCGAUGCAAGUGCGAGUUCUUCUACGUCGGUUACGGCCAAACGUUGGACGUCGGCUCCAUGGACCAGGUCCCAGCACCGCCCAGAGAAGAGGUCAGUCUCUGGGAGAGGAAGGAUCUGACCGCGGCCGACGCGUUCACGUUGAUGCAUCACGACUUGGACGUGUGCACCAACUCUUUGCAGUACGCGAUGAUCCUGGACAUAGUCAACAACCUGUUGCUGUAUGUAGAACCUAGACGGAAGGAGGCUUCGGAGAGGCUGCAGCGGAUGAGGUUCCAGUUGCAGCUGCACUCCGUCGAGGACCAGAAGAGACCGAUACAGCAGCUGCAGAACACGGUCCGCGGUUUAGUAGCGAAGCUGAGGCGUCUGGAACGGGAGACGUAUUUGGUGCAGAAGGCGCUAGCUGAUGAAUCCAGCCCAGAGUUAUUGACGGAGAUGGAACGUCUGGAGGCGAACGUCUUCGAGUGCAAGGAGCAGCUUGGGGCGAAGGCGGAAGAGUUGGACGUCAUGUUGAACUGUUACAAGGAGACCACCGCGCCUGCGGCCGCCUCGACCACGCUGAAGGACAAACCGGCCGCGGUGGCCAGGGUGGCCGAGAUCUGCUUCAAGCAUGCGCAGUGGAGGCUGACGGACGCCGACGGUCAGCUGGGUAUCGCCGAUCUCAUAUUGACCAAUUUUCUUUAUACUAAAACCAGCAAGACCGACGACUCGGUGGAGCACUUGCUGGAGCUCGGAUACGUCCGGAUGACGAAUCUCCUGCCGAAUCAGACUUACACGGAGGUCCUUGUGCCCACGGAGCUGCAGAGCAAUAUGCCUGUGGACCGACAGAGAGCUCUUCGGGUCUUUUGUAGAGAAAAGGCGCCGGUAGCCGGGAUUUCUGUGAAGGAACACUUUGAAAUUAAUGUGGUGCCUCUUACGAUAGGUCUGACAAAAAAAUUUUUCAAUACUAUGUUGAAGUUUUGCUUUCCCGAAAGAGAUCCGGAAGGCAUAGAAGAAGCGCCAGUGCCACAACGCGACUCGUCCUUUUAUGUGCCCAUCGAGAGAAGAGACGACGUGGAGAAAAUGAAAGAGAGAGCGGAUAAAAACAAAUUGUUUAUAUACAUAAAAAUACCGGAAGUACCUGUUCGCGUAUCAUAUAAGGGAAACAAGGAAAAGAAUCUCGAGGAUGUACGUGAUUUUGCUUUAGUUAUACCAACUUUAGAGUAUCACAAUGUGACAUGGACAUGGCUAGAUUUGCUUCUGGCUAUGAAGAGCGAUUCCAGGCGUGUAAUUUUGAGCCAAGCCAUCAAGCAAAAAUUGCAGAUAAAACCGAGAGGAGGACCGCCCGAAGAGUCCGUACCACAGGAAGAGGAUAAGGCUCGUCUUUUGUUAGGUACCAGGCAUCUUCCUGGAGAUGCAAGGAAGAAGGGUGUAUUUAAGUUUAAAUAAUUUAUAUAUAGCUUGUACAUGUACUAGUUACAUGUGUCAGCUAUUUGUAUUAUAAUAUAUAUUAGCUUGUUGUAUUAUAAUAAUUUAUUUAUUUAAUAGCAUUGUGAUAAAUGUUGUGAGCUUAUAUAUAUUUUUGUUUCUCUUGUAAAUAAAUUCAAAAUAUUAAAUAAAAAAUUAUUUUUAUAUUUCUAAUAUAUAUUAUCGUGAGGUAAAAAAUGAUCAGUGUCCCAUUUUAAAUAAUGCAUUGCUAUUUUUUAAAAAUUAAGGUUUUCAUCGAAAAAUGUUUCAUACAAAAGUCGCCGGAAUCAUUGUAUAUAAUUUUCUUGUAUAAAUUCAUUCCUCAUAUUUGGCAUAAAAAAUUGUUGGAGUGGAAUAGUCGAAAAAUAAAUGAUUUACGAGAUGCUUCAUUCUUA